AUGUCGCAAUCAGGAAAUGCAAUGAUCGGAAAAUUAGCCAAUGUAAUAAAUGAUGAAAAUUACUAUUAUGUUGGUGUAAAAGCAUCUCCAUUUGCAAAUGAUUGUGUUGUCUUUGGUUUAAAUUCGGAUGAAAUUUUGGCUCUUUCCAAGCGUUUUCCGAAUUCUGGAUCAGAUGUGGUCAACGGUGUUAUGAUCAAAGGACCACCUUUUUCCAUCAUUAAUGCCUUGGCAGAAUUAGGAUAUCGAGUUAUUUGUAGCACGGGGGAGGCCGAAAUACUUUGGACAUUGCAAAGGGAAUUGUAAAGUCAACAAUUUAUAUUCUCAGGAUUAUAUUUAUAAGAGAAAAGUACCAUUUAUAUACAAGACAAAUGCGAGUAAGCUUGCUAAUAUGCAUGCAAAUUGAAAAAAAAAAAAUAUUAUAUUAUUUAUUUAUAUACGAAAAAUUUAUACAUGUAAAACACAUAGUAUAUGAAAUUCAUUUUUAUUAUCAAAUUUUUAUCAACAUUUUUUAACUUACUCUCGAGAUAUGUAUUUUUUAUGGGAUAUAUUUGUAUUAGUUAAUAGUUUUUCAUGAAAAAUUUUGGCAAUACUUUUCACAUAUUAUAUUCGUAAAAGGUAUAUAAUAGAUUCAAACAAUCAUCGAAAUGUACAUUAAAUGCAUUUAAUUUUUGCAAUUUUCAAGUGAAUUUUAAAUAAAAAGUCUUCAGUUCAUUUUUAUAUGAAUUAAUAAUAAUAAUAAUAAUAAUAAUAAUAAUAAUAAUAAUAAUAAUAAUAAUAAUGAUAAUGAUAAUGAUAUUAAUAAGACUGUAUAAGAUAUAGAUUCCAGUUUCUACAUAUUUCCGAUUAAAUUAAUGUUUUUCUUAGUAGUUAAUUAUUUUACUUAUUAAUAUAAAAAUGCAUAGAAAACGAUCAUUAAGCAAGCAUAAAAUUAUAUAAUAGAACAUAGAAAUGAUAAAAAAAAUAUGCUUAAUUUUAUUAAUUAUUUUUAAUUUGUGCAGAAAUUAUUAAUUAACAGUUGUUUAAAUAAUACAUUAAAAUUCAGAAUUUUUCUUUUAAUAAAGAAAUUUGAUGCAUUUGAUAUAUCAAAUUGCAUGAUAUGCAAUAUGCAUUUUAAUUUUAAAAAAAAUUGUUAUUUUUUAUCUAUAUUCGAAAUAUUAUUUAUAAUAUAUAAUGCAUGGAAUCAAAACUAGGAUUGUUAUAUAAUGUGCGAUAAAAUUUGUAUCAUAUUCAAUAUGUGUUAGCACAGCAUCACGCUUCGAAAUGAAAAGAAAUUAUAUACUAAUUAAUCGAUAUAUUCUAUUUAUUACAAAAUAAUUGAAACACGAUAUGUUAUGUACACAUAAAAGUCAAUUUUAUAUAUCGACCUUAUUUUCAUAUAUGAAUUCGAUAUAUUCACUAUAUAAAUAUAUAUAUAUAUAAAAUAUAUGUAAACGAAAUAAAUUUUUUUGCAUAUUGUAAAUGAAAAUUUGUUAAAAAAUAUAUAAUUAAUAUAAUCUAAAAA
Messenger RNA from Apis cerana (Asiatic honeybee), 1501 nucleotides. RefSeq lists its product as uncharacterized. The record is from RefSeq and is a predicted model, not a curated record. Lineage: Eukaryota; Metazoa; Arthropoda; Insecta; Hymenoptera; Apidae. Gene Ontology annotation, biological process: negative regulation of biosynthetic process.